AUGCUGUGCGGUGCAGUGCAUGCAAAUGCUGCAUAUGGAUAUUGUGCAAUGGCAGGGCACCUGCAGUCUGUGGAGAAGAUGGUCAUGAUGCGAACUGUGCAUAACACAUACUUCGAUCCUGUCUCUGGAGCAUCAGCUGAGGCCAACAAUCAAGCAGUGGCAGCACUAGUGGGAGUGCGUGAAGAGGAUAUUCUUCAUGCAGAAUGGGAAAAUACAGAAUUCAGGCCUUGCCACUAUGUUGCAAUUGACAGAGCACAGAAGGUGUUGGUUCUAGCAAUCAGGUGCACGAGGGCAUGUUGGCUGCUGCAACAUAUGUCCAGUGCCGUUCGGCAGCAGCGCUGGAGACUGCAGCCAAGACUUGUCCAGGCUGGCCUCUCCUCAUCACUGGACACUCUCUCGGUGGUGGGGUAG
Ostreobium quekettii is the source of this 411-nucleotide messenger RNA. Lineage: Eukaryota; Viridiplantae; Chlorophyta; Ulvophyceae; Bryopsidales; Ostreobiaceae. The record is from the annotation of a GenBank genome assembly.